Molecule: messenger RNA, 2363 nt
Organism: Toxoplasma gondii ME49
Lineage: Eukaryota; Apicomplexa; Conoidasida; Eucoccidiorida; Sarcocystidae
Product: elongation factor 1-alpha (EF-1-ALPHA), putative
Exons: 2
Coding region: 503-1849 (448 amino acids)
Biological process (GO): translation; translational elongation
Molecular function (GO): translation elongation factor activity; GTPase activity; GTP binding
Source: RefSeq, a predicted model, not a curated record
UGUUUUUUCCGGGUGUCAGCAAUUUGCAGUCUGGCAGAACGUGCUGGAAUGCAAAAACACACUUUAACGGGUAAAAGGCUGGGUGGAAAUGCAGACGGUGGCCUUGCAACGGAUGUAGUGGUGUCUCUUGAAGUAGAGCCGUCUCCAGAAAGCGCGUGUGUUUCCCCAACCCCUCACCUCUCGCGGCAGUUCUGUCGUCUUCUGUGUUGUUCCUCCGCACCGCCAGCAGGGGGGACGCGGGCGAGGAAACGCGUGGAGGAUCGGUCUGCACUUUUUGCUCGUGGGGUGUCGUACCUGUCGUUUCUCUCUCGAAGAUAGUGACUCGCUUCAAAGCGGACACUCGUCUCAGAAAUUUUUCUCCCGCCGUCUUUUUUAGGCAGAGAAAGCUCUACACCGUACGUUUGUUCUUCCCCACCAGUCCCGACGUCGCGUUCCUCGGUUGCCGUUGUCUGCUGUCGCGAGCAAUCCCACUUUGUUCGUUUGAGUUCUCCCCCGCAACAAAAUGGGAAAGGAAAAGACCCACAUCAACUUGGUCGUCAUCGGCCACGUCGACAGUGGCAAGUCGACCACUACCGGACACUUGAUCUACAAGCUCGGUGGUAUCGACAAGCGUACCAUCGAGAAGUUCGAGAAGGAAUCUUCCGAAAUGGGAAAGGGUUCCUUCAAGUACGCGUGGGUCUUGGAUAAACUGAAGGCCGAGCGUGAGCGUGGUAUCACCAUCGAUAUCGCUCUGUGGCAAUUCGAAACCCCCAAGUACCACUACACCGUCAUCGACGCCCCGGGACACAGAGAUUUUAUCAAGAACAUGAUUACCGGAACUUCCCAGGCCGAUGUUGCGCUCCUCGUCGUCCCUGCUGAGGCUGGCGGUUUCGAGGGUGCCUUCUCCAAGGAAGGUCAAACCCGUGAGCACGCUCUGCUCGCCUUCACCCUUGGUGUCAAGCAGAUGAUCGUUGGCAUCAACAAGAUGGACUCCUGCAACUACUCCGAGGACCGUUUCAACGAAAUCCAAAAGGAAGUUGCCAUGUACCUGAAGAAGGUCGGCUACAACCCCGAGAAGGUCCCCUUCGUUGCCAUCUCCGGUUUCGUUGGUGACAACAUGGUGGAGAAGUCCACCAACAUGAGCUGGUACAAGGGCAAGACCCUCGUCGAGGCUCUCGACACCAUGGAGGCCCCCAAGCGUCCGAGCGACAAGCCCCUCCGUCUGCCCCUGCAGGACGUGUACAAGAUUGGCGGUAUCGGAACUGUCCCCGUCGGCAGAGUUGAGACCGGUAUCCUGAAGGCCGGUAUGGUCCUCACUUUCGCUCCCGUCGGUCUGACCACUGAGUGCAAAUCCGUUGAAAUGCACCACGAAGUCAUGGAGCAGGCUGUGCCCGGUGACAACGUUGGUUUCAACGUGAAGAACGUUUCCGUCAAGGAGCUGAAGAGAGGCUACGUCGCGUCCGACUCGAAGAACGAUCCCGCAAAGGGCUGCGCCACCUUCUUGGCUCAGGUCAUCGUCCUGAACCACCCUGGUGAGAUCAAGAACGGAUACUCCCCCGUUAUCGAUUGCCACACUGCCCACAUUGCCUGCAAGUUCGCGGAGAUCAAGACCAAGAUGGACAAGCGUUCGGGCAAGACCCUGGAAGAGGCCCCGAAGUGCAUCAAGUCCGGUGAUGCCGCCAUGGUCAACAUGGAGCCUUCCAAGCCCAUGGUUGUCGAGGCGUUCACCGAUUACCCCCCUCUUGGUCGUUUCGCCGUCCGUGACAUGAAGCAGACCGUCGCUGUCGGUGUCAUCAAGUCCGUUGAGAAGAAGGAGCCGGGUGCUGGCAGCAAGGUCACCAAGUCCGCUGUCAAGGCCGCGAAGAAAUAAACUGUAUGUCGCGUGUGGGUUUCCCAGGAGUGAAUGGUGGGGAGAAUGCACCCAAACAAGGAUGUUGUUCUUUGUGUGUCGGAGGCUGUUUACGUUCACACCCGUAGCUCUGGCGUACAGGCUGGGGCGGGGUGCUCCCUACCUCGCCUCAGGUGGGCGUAUACUAUGUACGGUGUACCUCCAUAUCGACAGCUGUUCGCGUGUGAUGGUUUGCUGUUGCCGUGGUGGUGAAAACAAAAGCAUUCGACCAAACCUACGGGUUGAAGGAAGUGGGGAAAACCACGGAGGUGAAAACACAAGACACGCGAAAACGGGUCUCCAUUGUUAGGAAUGGAUGAUCGACGCUGGUCACAAGCACGAACCACAGACGAAGAUCAUAUGAUGUCUGUACUUUGCGACAAGUUUUAUGAGUAGCGUCAAAACUCAUAGAGCACCGUUCUAAGGACUUCAUUCUACCCCGUAGAUAACGGAGUACGCGAUGGUGGUGGCCGGGCUUGCAGGCGCGUUAUAGGUG